AUGGUUGAUGUUAACGAAGCGACCCUUUUUGUGGUGGAUGAAGUGAGUGAUAUUAUGAAGGACUCAAUUGAACAUUCAAUUGGCAGUCAAUUAUACCAACAAAAUAUGGUUAAUAAAUGGACAGAUUCUGUAGUUGAAAACUGCCUAACAAGACUUUGUAAACUGGCCAAACCUUUUAAAUAUAUAGUUACAUGUGCGAUCAUGCAAAAAAACGGUGCUGGUUUUCAUGCAGCAAGUUCGUGUUAUUGGGAUAACUUGACAGAUGGUAGUUGUACUGUUAGAUGGGAAAACAAAACUAUGUAUGUUAUUGUAUCAGUUUUUGGUCUAGCCAUAUGA
Macrosiphum euphorbiae (potato aphid) is the source of this 336-nucleotide messenger RNA. Lineage: Eukaryota; Metazoa; Arthropoda; Insecta; Hemiptera; Aphididae. The record is from the annotation of a GenBank genome assembly.